Patiria miniata (bat star) is the source of this 979-nucleotide messenger RNA. RefSeq names its product biogenesis of lysosome-related organelles complex 1 subunit 3-like. Gene Ontology annotation, cellular component: BLOC-1 complex. Lineage: Eukaryota; Metazoa; Echinodermata; Asteroidea; Valvatida; Asterinidae. The record is from RefSeq and is a predicted model, not a curated record. Bases 132 to 809 code for a protein of 225 amino acids. The transcript is spliced from 3 exons.
AACUCGGGUACCCAUCUAGUGUUUACUUAGCACGGUUUGUUACUGUGUGAGUGUGACACAGCAUCGCAAUCGGUGUUGACCCAAAUAAGUUGGUUUUAUUUGUAAGCAAGUGGCAUAAUUCAGCGGAUAACAUGUCAAAAAUUGUAUCUGUGGUUUCCGGUGAGGCGGAGGAGUCUGAUACAGAUGAGGAAGUCAGUUCUAAUGGAGAUGAAGGGACAACCAACGACGACACCACGGAUAGCGCUGGCGGCGGGGAGACCAAUGCCGGACUUCGCCCGUCCAAGCCCCCACGGCCGCGACCGCUGCGCACGCUGAGCGCCCAGCCCGGGGUGAUCGUACAGGGAGAAGCCUCGGAAACAGACAGCGAUGAAGAUACGAGCAUGAAACCAAAGAGAUCAGUGUCUGAUCCUAUCAGGCACGAAGGAUUACCCCCACUGAAAGUUGAGUUUUCAUCAAGAAAAAAAGACCACAGUCUGCAAUUUCCAAAGUCAGACCAACAUGACAAGCCGUCCUCUCAAAAAGAACUGCCGGCCCUGAAGUAUGACACAUUACUGCACCGCAAACUACGGGAGAGGAAUGCAUGUUUACAGACUGCACUGUAUGGUGCUGUUGCCAGUGUGUUCCAUACAUCGGCUAAGGAACUGGCUGAGGCUAACCAGUUGCUCGGCAAGUCACAGACUGUGAUUCAGGAUGUGUGCCACAAUCUUAGAGUGUUCACAACAGACCUGAAGCAGAUUGAAGAGAAGCUUGAUGCCGUUAACUCAUGUGCAAAUAUUCCCAAUAUCUGCAUCGACAAACGAGGAACAUAGGAGUGUGGAUUUGCAGGAAUGACUUCUCAAGAACUGAUUCAAAAACAAAAAGAGCCACAAUGGAAUUGCGAUUACGAUACUGCUUUUAUGUACUCAAUACAUCUCUUAGGAAGGCAAGCUCACCUCAGACGUAUAGUAAAAAAGAAAUGCAAUAUGCACCACAUUAUACA